Messenger RNA from Cucurbitaria berberidis CBS 394.84, 941 nucleotides. RefSeq lists its product as uncharacterized. Bases 85 to 789 code for a protein of 234 amino acids. The record is from RefSeq and is a predicted model, not a curated record. The transcript has 2 exons. Lineage: Eukaryota; Fungi; Ascomycota; Dothideomycetes; Pleosporales; Cucurbitariaceae.
CUCUGGCGAGUGAUUGGCCUCUGAUCACCAUCAGCUUGUUUCAACAAAUUACUUAAACCUAAACAGCUCGGGGGUGAUUGUCUGAUGGAGCAGUCAGCAACGCCGGGCGAUCCGUUAUCCUCAAAGCUAAUCCGUGGGGAUGACGAGGCUUGGAAGCCUGGUUUCGCAUCCCGUAAACCCACUAUUCGCCAACCCUCCACCAGCUGCACUAUGCAAAGACCCCCAGCGCGAAACGAAACGUUGACAUCUUGCUACCUAUUGCAUCCCAGCUCGAAUGGCUUUGUGGAACCGAAAAUACUGUACUUGCCAAAACACCACGUUCGGUGGAUAAUUGUCAAGACCAUGGAGACCCUAUUAGGCGGAUGUAACACUGUUGAGCGAAACAUGCAAGAGCAGAAGAUGUCAUUCACCCAUGUCUCAUGGAAGGUCCCCUCCCUUCAAGCUCGAAGCUCCAGAGUUUUCGCAAAUCCGGCGAUGAUCAAUGGCUCGUGCAACGGCUGGCUUCAGUGUCUUCAGGCUUUGACAGUAGACACGCCACAUAACGAGACAAUUUUCAUUUCCACCACACUCUUGUCAAAAGUCACCUUUCGUAUCAGCAAAGCUCUUGGGAAAGCCAUGGUCCCCGCCACGAGUCGCUCCUACUUCCACAUGGGUGCUUUCUCACACCCCUGUAAAUGCUACUUCGUCUCAACUCAUUCCAUCACCCCCCGUUCUACGCCCACUACAACUUCAACCUCCUUCCCGUGGCUUGGUGUUAUAGAGAGGGACAUACGUGACGAUUCCCUGUAACGCUCUCAAAGCUGUCAGUCUUUCGCACGUUCCUGGCCGGUGUGUCACGGUUCAUUUCCUGCACAUCCAGUUCGACGUAAGUAAUUUGCUUCAAUACGGUCGAUGCCUCUUGGUGACAUUUCAGGCCAAGCAAAUCAGACAUCUCACUGUUU